Molecule: messenger RNA, 729 nt
Organism: Chara braunii
Lineage: Eukaryota; Viridiplantae; Streptophyta; Charophyceae; Charales; Characeae
Source: the annotation of a GenBank genome assembly
UAGAAGGGGAGACGGUGGUCUGCGGAGGCCCAGACGGUACUACGAAAGAGGGUUGAAUACACUCUAUCGGAUCCUGCGAGACCUCAACUCCAGUAGCGAGAGGGGCAAACCGUGACGGGGAUGUCGAGAAGCCGAGUACUGAGGAGGGCGCAAGUGUACACUGCACCGUGGAUAGGAGGCGCCGUGGGAAUGCGAGGCGCCGCGGGCAUGCGAGGUGCCGCGAGCAUACGAGGCGGCAGGGCGGGACUGAGCACGACGUUGGUGGGAAAGGUCAGCGUAAUGGCGGUCAAGGGCGUUGGUGUAAGGGCACCGCGAGGAGGUAUGACCGUCCUGACGGCAUCGCAAACACCCAUGCCGGCCCAAAAUAGUCGCACGCUCCUCAGCGGAAAGGACACCGCGAGGAGGGACAAAGCCCUGAGGGAGGUCCUGCUGACUUGGAGGGACCUCAGGGGGCGACACGCCAGCGUGACCAGGGCGGCUGCGUGCUCGGGAAAGGUUGGAGAGGAUGAGCUGGAGGCGCUCAACCAUAGGGAGAGUAGAGUCCUCCAGGUGGUGGUGGACGGUCUCGCCGAGGUCGACGUCGUCGCUAUGGUCACCCUCUGGCGACAGCGGGGCACCAGCGUCCUGCUCACCAUCCUCGAGCGCGCUGAAGCGGCGUGAGAAGUGGCGGCCCUGCUGCGCGGAACGGCGGGGGCGACCGCGGAAAGGGGAACGGCGCUGGGAAGUGCC